UGAAACCAAACGUAGCACAUCUGCUCUCCACACUCCAAAUACUCUCCUCAUUUCCAUUUCACAACACAACUGAAGAAGAUAUCUAUCUCUCACAAUGGGAUUAGGGUUACUCGCUUCUCGAGCCCUACGAUCUUCUAGAAUCUUCCGUAACCCGACCAAUUCCGUACUCCGCACCAUCGUCUCCACACCGGAACUAAACAACGCCGAUGCCGCCGCAGCAACGGCACCAGCACCCGUACCGUCAGAUCGAAGCCCGGUUGGUGGGGCACGAGUUCAUUUCCCUAACCCGGAUGACGUCAUCGAGGUCUUUGUGGAUGGGUACCCGGUCAAAAUCCCUAAGGGCAUGACUGUACUUCAAGCUUGUGAAAUUGCUGGAGUUGAUAUCCCUAGGUUUUGUUACCAUAGCAGGCUAAGUAUUGCUGGAAAUUGCCGGAUGUGUCUUGUUGAGGUUGAGAAAUCUCCUAAGCCUGUUGCUUCUUGUGCCAUGCCUGCACUUCCAGGAAUGAAGAUCAAGACAGAUACACCUAUUGCCAAAAAGGCUCGUGAAGGAGUCAUGGAGUUUUUGCUUAUGAAUCAUCCGCUGGAUUGUCCAAUUUGUGAUCAGGGAGGAGAAUGUGAUCUCCAAGAUCAGUCUAUGGCCUUUGGCUCAGACCGCGGGCGUUUCACUGAAAUGAAGAGGUCUGUGGUUGACAAGAAUUUGGGCCCAUUGGUGAAGACUGUGAUGACCCGGUGCAUCCAGUGUACAAGGUGCGUCAGGUUUGCUACAGAAGUAGCUGGAACGGAGGACCUUGGAAUGUUGGGUCGUGGUAGUGGAGAAGAAAUUGGAACUUAUGUUGAAAAACUUAUGACAAGUGAACUUUCAGGGAAUGUGAUUGAUAUUUGUCCAGUUGGAGCCCUUACCUCAAAACCUUUUGCCUUUAAAGCCAGAAAUUGGGAGCUAAAGGGCACAGAAAGCAUUGAUGUGACUGAUGCCGUUGGUUCUAACAUUCGAAUUGAUAGUAGAGGUCCGGAGGUCAUGCGUGUUGUACCGCGAUUAAACGAGGUACUGCACUUUAUUAUUGCUCUUAUGUCUUUCCUCUCUGAAAUGUUUAGUGGUGCUAAUACAUGGAUUGUCAUAUUCAUGCCGAUCACCUGGCUUCUUGAAUUCCAGCCAAGGGUGGAAGCUGCUAUGGUGAAUGCCAGAAUACGCAAAACAGUUAGAGCAAAUAAUGCUAAGGUGGGUUAUAUUGGGGCUGCUGCUGAUUUCAACUACGAUCAUCAACAUCUCGGAACAGACCCUCAAACACUAGUUGAAAUUGCUGAGGGCCGCCACCCCUUCUCCUCGGCUCUUAAAAAUGCUAAGAACCCAGUCAUCAUCGUCGGUGCUGGUGUGUUUGACCGAGAGGACAAGGAUGCUGUUUUUGCUGCUGUUGACACUAUUGCGAAGAACAAUAAUGUUGUGAGAUCUGAUUGGAAUGGACUAAAUGUGUUGCUGCUGAAUGCUGCCCAAGCUGCCGCUCUUGAUCUUGGACUUGUGCCUGAAUCUGAAAAAUGCAUUGAUUCUGCGAAGUUUGUAUAUUUGAUGGGUGCUGAUGAUGUGAGCUUGGACAAACUUCCAGAUGACGCCUUUGUGGUUUACCAAGGUCACCAUGGUGAUCGUGGUGUAUAUCGUGCCAAUGUGAUUUUGCCGGCAUCUGCUUUCACCGAGAAAGAAGGAAUAUAUGAAAACACAGAAGGAUGUGCUCAGAUCACACUGCCAGCCGUUCCUACUGUGGGUGAUUCCAGGGAUGAUUGGAAGAUAAUCAGAGCAUUAUCUGAGGUCGCAGGUAUUGGAUUACCCUAUGAUAGUCUAGGGGCAAUCCGAUCUCGAAUUGGGACAGUGGCACCAAAUCUCCUGGAAUUGGAUGAGAGAACACCAGCCACAUUCUCAACUUCUUUAAGACCUGAGGUCAGCCAAAAAGUAAGUUCAACUCCAUUCACACCUGCUGUGGAGAACUUCUACAUGACUGAUGCAAUUACUAGGGCCUCAAAGAUUAUGGCUCAGUGUAGUGCCUUGCUAAGGAAAUGAGCAUCGGGUUUCUAUACCUGUAAUAAGAUUUUUCGUUCACUUUUUCCUGCCAGUGUUAUCAGUUUUAAAGUUGAUGGAUUUUUUGUAUUGGGAUCAAAAGAAGAGUGCAGAGAAGACUGUAAAUUGAUGUGCCACAGUGAAUGUUCUCAUAAAUGGCACCAUAACUUGGGUCUCUGGUUUGUACCUUUUUCUGUAAUUCAAUCAGCAGGUUUGCUGUAUUCUUGAGUUUUACACACUAAGAUAGGAGAAGCUGGGGUAUUCUCUUGCACAAAAUAUGAAACUGAAGAAACUCUUCUUCAACACAAUAAGACAUUGCCUCAAUUCAGCAGACUGCUACACUAUAUUAUCCAGUUA
Nicotiana tabacum (common tobacco) is the source of this 2401-nucleotide messenger RNA. Lineage: Eukaryota; Viridiplantae; Streptophyta; Magnoliopsida; Solanales; Solanaceae. The record is from RefSeq and is a predicted model, not a curated record.